Molecule: messenger RNA, 1296 nt
Organism: Aphanomyces invadans
Lineage: Eukaryota; Oomycota; Saprolegniomycetes; Saprolegniales; Verrucalvaceae
Exons: 2
Coding region: 42-1049 (335 amino acids)
Molecular function (GO): NAD binding
Source: RefSeq, a predicted model, not a curated record
CUUCAGACGAUCAUCAAUAUUGUGGAAAGUUCCAACGCGAGAUGUCGGCAACCUCGAUGCGCAUCCCCGUGAUUUCCAAUAUCCCGUUGCUGUCGGAGAAGGUCCGCGCGGCGCUAGCUUUAUUGCCUUCCUCGACUGGUGCAGUCAUUGACGUUGUGCCUGUAAACAGCGCCGUCCUUUCUGGACCAGGAUCGAUCGACGUGGCAACUUUGGAGUUGCUUCGCAACGCCAAGGUCAUCUUGGGUGAUCCCAAGCUUGUGAUUUCGGCCUUGCCGCAUGCCCCGCGCGUGGAAUGGGUCCAGUCAACGUUUGCUGGGGUAGAAGUUAUCUUGACUCAGCCGCGCCGAGACUUCACCCUCUCACGCGCAGGCGGGAUCAUGGGCCAGCACAUGGCGCAAUACGUCCUGGGAUGGAUCAUAUCAAAAGAGCGCAUGUUCCACUUGGCACCUGUCCAUCAGGCAAACAAGGAAUUCCGAUCCAAGGACAUGCGGUAUCGGCACUUUCAGAACGUGACUGUUGGGAUUUUGGGUUUCGGCGACAUUGGCACAGUCAUCGCAACGCUCGUGUCUACGGCUGGGUUUCGCGUCAUCGGGCUCAAGCGUUCGUCUGGAACGCCGUCUGGUACUUUGACGUCGAGAAUUCCAACGACGACGGACCUCCAUGAGGUUUUAUCCGUGGCAGACUACGUCGUUAACGUCCUCCCGAGUACCGAACAGACCCGCAACCUCCUCUCCGGCAAUGCCUUCCAAGCCUGUCAGACCAAGAAGCCUUGCUUCAUCAACGUUGGUCGCGGCGACGUGGUCGACGAAGCAUCAUUGGUCGUUGCACUGGACAAGUCGUGGCUAUCGAGUGCUGUCCUGGACGUGUUUGCAGUCGAGCCAUUGCCCGCUGAGAGUGCGUUGUGGGUGCGCAAGGACGUUGUGAUUACGCCCCACGUUGCGGCGCUGAGUAUGCCGGAGGAUGUCGCGGGGGUGUUUGCGCGAAACCUGUCGCACUUUCAAGCGGGCGAGUCGCUCGAGUAUACGUUCAAGUGGUCGCACGGGUACUAGUUCGUGCUGCCGAGAGGUAAAGCCAUGCGAUGGGAACAGAGAAUAGAUUGAUGCGAAGUGUUGAAGCUUGUCGAUGCAGAGAGGUGAAAAAGUUUUACGCCACACUGCUAAGACACUUGGACCCGAUCGACUUGAGGACCUUGCGGCCGUACGGGAUGUAGCUAGCGUUGUACCUGUAAAUCAUUGCGUCAAGGUCCAUGAUGUGUUGAACAGGAUGACUGGUGGUACCACACGGCUGCGCCGAAUU